GGAGUAAAUCUCGUUAAUACAUUUUUGUUUUCUUCUAGAUUUGUCGGCAUUAAUGCAUCUGAUAUAAACUACUCAGCUGGUCGAUAUGACGCCUCAGUUAAACCCCCCUUUGAUAUAGGCUUUGAAGGUGUCGGUGAAGUGGUAGCAUUAGGACUCAGUGCUAGUGCAGAUUACACAGUGGGUCAAGCCGUGGCCUAUGUGAAAGCAGGUUCCUUUGCUGAAUACACAGUUGUGCCUGCCAGACAAGCAGUCCCUCUACCCUCAGUGAAACCCGAGUUCCUCACUUUAAUGGUAAGUGGUGCAACUGCAUACCUCAGUUUGAAAGAGCUGGGAGACUUGUCUGAAGGCGAGAAGGUUCUGGUGACAGCAGCGGCUGGAGGAACGGGCCAGUUUGCUGUGCAGCUUGCAAAGAAGGCAAAAUGCCAUGUAAUUGGAACCUGCUCCAGUGAUGAAAAGGGCGGCUUUCUGAAAUCCAUUGGCUGUGACCGUACCAUCAACUAUAAAACUGAAAAUGUCGAAUCUGUGCUUAGGAAGGACUACCCCGAAGGUGUGGAUGUGGUGUAUGAAUCUGUUGGGGGAAAGAUGUUUGACUUGGCUCUCAAUGCCUUGGCUAUCAAAGGGCGCCUGAUAGUUAUUGGGUUUAUCGCUGGCUACCAAAACCCCACUGGCCUCCAGCCCAUUAAAGCAGAGUUAUUGCCAGCAAAACUAUUGAAGAAGUCUGCUAGCGUCCGGGGUUUCUUCUUGAACCAUUACCUUUCUGACUACAAAAUGGCUCUGCAGCAUUUGCUCAAGAUGUAUGAAAGAGGAGACCUGGUUUGUGAGGUGGACUUUGGAGACAUGUCUCCGGAGGGCAAGUUCACUGGCUUGGAAUCUGUAUUCCGUGCUGUAGAUUACAUGUACAUGGGAAAAAACAUUGGAAAAAUUGUAGUUGAAUUACCUCACUCUGUCAACAGUAAGCUGUAAAAACAGAACAAUGAUAUAAAUCAGAAGAGAGAAAAUGGGCACUUUAUGCUUCACAUUUACUAGAAACAAUUUCUAUUUUUAAUCUUAAUAAUGGAUAGUAUAUUAAAAAACAGCAAUAAAGUGUUAAUAAAAAGAGGUGGGUUUGUUGGGGGGUGUUUGUUUUGUUUUGUUUGUUUUUAUUUUCUUAGAAGUGUUUAAAUCAGUGGCUGUAGCAGGGACAUAAUGGGCCUGUGUUUGAUACUGUCACUUAGGUUAGUGUGAGACAAGAACAUUGUUCUUGACAGAAUAAGUCUUGAUGCAGAGGCAGAUUUAGUGUGUCAGCCUGAUUUGAUAAGACUUCAUACGUAGCUCAGCUCAGGAAAAAAAAAAAUCUUUCAGCAAUUUUGAUUCCCUGAUUUAAAAAUAAAAUUGUUAGAACAAGAAUAAGUAAAGAGUUGUAUCUUUGGGUUGCUCUAUUAAUCUUUUGAAGUUUCUGGGAAAAAAAUGCUCUUGAUUUUUUGUCACAAACACGAUAAUCAUAAUUCAGUUGCAUCAUGGAUCAUAGUAAUAUUCGUUGACUGGUUACACAGGGAAAUUUAUCCUCCAAUUCUGACGUGUCAGUAAUAUUAAGCAACUUGACUUUUUUUUUUUUAUUAAUCCUGUCUUUCAUAACUAUAAACAACUGUGCAAUUUUCUUUUAAGUCUUUAACUGCAAGUUGCAAUAUAGUCUCAUUUUGUUACCUUUUCAUUUUACACUGCUACUGUUUAAUGUCCAGCCUUCCCUAUAGUCAGUAUUUAAAGAUUAUUGGAAUGGGAUUUUGAGCCAUGUUCAUGUGCGUUCAGGUUCUGUGUAUUUUUUGAAGAUUAAAUAAAGUUUUAAAAGCUA
Messenger RNA from Cyanistes caeruleus (blue tit), 1828 nucleotides. The record is from RefSeq and is a predicted model, not a curated record. Lineage: Eukaryota; Metazoa; Chordata; Aves; Passeriformes; Paridae.